Larimichthys crocea (large yellow croaker) is the source of this 3541-nucleotide messenger RNA. RefSeq names its product semaphorin-7A. Gene Ontology annotation, molecular function: semaphorin receptor binding; chemorepellent activity. Gene Ontology annotation, biological process: axon guidance; negative regulation of transcription by RNA polymerase II; positive regulation of GTPase activity. The record is from RefSeq and is a predicted model, not a curated record. The transcript is spliced from 14 exons. The coding region runs from base 18 to 1946 and encodes 642 amino acids. Gene Ontology annotation, cellular component: plasma membrane. NCBI's taxonomy places the organism in Eukaryota, Metazoa, Chordata, Actinopteri, Sciaenidae.
AGACACGCCUCUCCUACAUGCGGGCAGUGCGUUCAGAGCACCGAGGACUAAGGAUGAUUCUCCUAACGCUUUAUUUAUUACUUUCAUGCCUUAAUAAUUUCACAAAGGCGAACUCGACACAUUUACCCAGGAUGAUUUUCACAGACAAAGAGACUACAAUAGUCAGGUUAUCUUUACCUGACAACCAUGUACCCGUACGGAUUGUCCUGGAAGGGGAGCCAGGCAUGGCCACAACUGCUGGACAAAAAGACCUGAUUUCAUUCAACUUUCAAAGUCCUCAGAAGGCUUCUGUGAAACAUCCGGUGUUGUGGGAAGAAUGCAAUGGAAAGUCACCAGAAGAGUGCAACUAUAACAUCGCAGUGAUGCACAAGAGGAAUGAGACGAACCAGACAUUUGUGUGUGGGACUAAUGGCCAGGAAAACGUGUGCUGCAGUAUGAGUUUGUCAAAGGGUAAGUGCAUUCCCUCUGGCAAAAUAAAGGACAUAAGAAGAACCAUAAGGGAAUUUACCAUGAGAGAAGGUCAACCAUCUGUCCUUGUGGAGUCAGCAGAAAGUGCACAUCUCUACAUUACACACUCUGGAUCUGAAGGAUCUAAUGGCAUCUACAAGUUCGGGACAAACAGAUUAGCUCCAGCAAACCACGAUAAAGAGCAGCACUAUGUUGGUUUGGUGCUCAGCAAACAGGAAAACAAUCAGGACAAAGUUUAUGGCUUCUAUAGGGAGAAAAGCAAAGACAGAAGCAUGUACAGUGAAAUGUGGCUCCCUUUUGUGACCCAGGUUUGCACGGCAGAUAUUGGUGGUCCCAAGAACACACUGCAGUUCUUCUGGACAUCCCAGAUGAAUGCCAGGCUCUUUUGUGGAGACCCUGAGAGAAAACAGCACUUCUCUGAGCUGGUAGACGUGGCUACUGUGCAUGCAGAGCAGUGGCAGGAUACAAGGAUUUAUGCACUCUUCAGAAAUGAAUGGGGUAUGAGUGCUGUGUGUGUCUACAAGAUACAAGAUAUCGACUACAUCUUCAAAACUUCCCCUUUUAAAGGGGAAUCGGAGAACAGGUCUAGAGAGUGUGUUUCAGACAGCACAAAGAUUAAUUUUCAAACCUUGAUGCUGAUCAAAAAGACUUCAGAGAUGGAGAAAUGGAUCCUGCCUGUAAACAACUCUGGCCCACUUCUCUUCAAUCACCACAACUACACUCACAUCAAUGUUGACAGUUCCCAGCAUGAGCACCAACCAGUUCUGUUUCUGUCUCUGAAUAAUGGGGGAAUUCAUAAAGCCAUAAAGAAUGAAAAUCAGAACUUUGUCAUCGCUGAAUACAAACCUUUCAGUCACCGAACCCACGUUCUCGGCAUCAUCCUUCAUCCUCCCUCUAAGAAGCUGUAUGUCAGCUCCAGAAGUGAACUGGUCCAAAUGGAUGUGGCAAACUGUGGCCAUUAUGGAGUCAGCUGUGAGGAAUGCGUCUUAGCCAGAGACCCCUAUUGUGGCUGGAACCACACCCAUUGCAGUCCACAUGGCAAAGUGCAGGAUGUGGACAAAGGGGACCAUUCCAUCUGCAAGUCUGUACCAAACACUGAAACAGAGUCCAUGUUUUUAACUGCAUCCAGGCGUCCAGUCAAGGAUGUGAACAACAUCAGAGUUGCCUCUGGCUCCAGGUAUUUCCUCCGGUGCCCGGUGUCAUCCCGUCAUGCCCAGUAUACCUGGGAUCAACCUAAAGGGAACACAUCCUGCAGCUCAAAGGACCAGCAGUGCGUUCUUCUGAUCGACAGCAUGGGCCCUGAACAGGCAGGAAGCUACAGGUGUGUGUCUGAGGAGAUGGGCUACAGCAGAGUCCUGGCGCAAUACCAACUAGAGAGCAAGGCGGUGGGCCAUUCAUCGAGCCCACUGGUCUGGGUUUGUCUAAUGGUUGCUCUGAUCAACAGUUUGUCCUGUUCAGUAAUUACAAUGAAUAGAUAAAUAGAAUCGCCCUACUCCUGUGCAUUGGAGAUUUUUAAUGAAAAAAAAGAUUACCUUAUUUUCAUCCCUGAGCUUCAAAUGUGUAUUUUUGAAAGAUGAAGUAGUAAUUGUAUGUAAGAAAGCUCAAAUGUUCCUCUUUUAGCAUUCCUGCAUCCUUUGACACGUCACUGCACUUUAUGUUUGCCUUCAGUAGAAUAUACUCACAACCAGUAAUGAUGCAAUAAUUUUAACAUUAUUUAAGUUAUACUGUGAUUGUAUUAUUAAUUUUGUUUUACAACUGGGUGUAGUGUAAUUUCUAUAAACAUAAAAUCUGUAGGCAAGGAACCAAGAUUUUGCCAUCUGAAGCAUUCUGUUUGGUCAAUAGUAACUCUCGCUAUAAUCACGUUUGAGCGUGCUUCCAUUGAAGUCCAUGUGGAGAGAAAAAGUGAAACAGCACUGGCUGAGUCUUGUAACCCAUCCGCUAUCAUCUGAUCUCUGAUCAAAAUGUCUCUUAUAUUAGGUUGCUAAUCAGAUUGUCUUUGCCCGGAUAUUUGGCUACCAACCAAACAUAAAAAAACAAACAAAAAAAAAAAAAGAGAGAGAAAAUAGAAUGAACAAAUGUAGUCUUAACUCUUUACAUCCUGUAACUCUGUCAAACCAAUCAAUACAUGCGAGGUGGCAAAUUUUUGUCAAAAGCUUCUGGAGAUCUUUCACUUCAGUUCCGUUGAAAUACCUGUAAGUGCUGCAUCCGUUUUUCCUUUUUAAAGUGAAAUUCUGUAUAACAUACCAAAUUGACUGUUCUUUCCUAUCUUGCAAACUACCUCGAACUUGUUUGACGGGCAUCAGGUUACAACAGAUUCAGUCAUGUUCAGUUUGUCAAGACUUCCGUUUCAAGUUAAAUGUGACAUGCCCGCUUUGUGCAAUACUGCUGUGGCGUUAACUGCUAAACUGAGCCUUCAUUUUGUACACCUUUUUAUAAAACAAGGAUGUGAGAAAAGAAAACACAGUUAGGUGAGGUGCUUUCUGAAACUGACUUGUUGCCAUGCAGAUGUGCCAUACUGCCAAAUGUUUCGGGUUGUAUUAUCCAACUUUGCUGCAUUCGGUAGCAAGGACUCCAGCACUUUAUAUUUUGUAUGAGCCUAUGUAUUUGAUAUGUGUGACGCUUUCUCUCACCCACGACUUUACAAUAUUACGUCUUUGAUUCAAGGUUUUGUGUAGAUGUGAAUAAUUCCCAUCAUAAAGGCUUCAUCAAUUAAUCAGUGGUAGUAUAGCGAAAUUAGAAACAAAAAUCCCAUCUUAUCUCUCAAUAAUUAAUAAAGCAAUAAAUAAUGAUAGAACUAGUGCUGCACUGCACAUUGUAUUGUAAUUAAAUCAGCCCCUUUCUUUAGACCAGUUCACCCCAAAAUAAUAGAGUUGAAUGAAUUUAAGAGUUUGUGUCUGUCACAUGUUGCCUGUUCCAAUGCAGAAGACAAAGUUAUCAUGUGGUGUGUCAGACAGUGUGUUGAAUGUAAUAUUGCAUAAUCAUAUUUAAUUAUUCACAAGAUGAUCUGUACAUAUUUGAGCCAUGCAAUUCUGAAUUUCUAUUUUUAAGAUUAUAAAAUAUAGUUCUAAAUAAA